AUGUAUAGAGGUUGUUAUAUUCGUGCUGCGCAUGCAGCAGCAGCAAAUGCUCGGGUGUAUGCGCAGGUCGUGGGUGUACCUGGUGACGUUAUAGCUAUACCAUGGGGAGAGCAGCAGCAGCAGCUGCAGCAGCAGCAGCAGCAGCAGCAUCAGUCACACCAGCUGCAGCAGCAGCAGCAGCAGCAGAGGGAUCUAGUACUUAAGCAGCAGCUGCUGCACCAUAGUAUAGAUUCACGAUUAGUUACUAUUGAUGAGUUGCUGCUGCUGCUGCUGCAGUUGCAUAGAGACAAAGAAAUAGAUUGGCAAAGACACCAAGGAGCCAACAUCCUGCUGCUGCAGCAGCAGCAGCAACUGUUGCAGCAACAGCAACAGCAGCAGCAGCAACAACAACAACAACGGCAGCAACUGCAGCAGCAGAAGCAGCAGGUUGAGGAGGAGCUGCAGCUGCUGCUGCAGCAAGAAGAGGAACAUAAAGAGCAGCAAGAGAUUAUUAGGCAGCAUAUAACUGAGCUGCAGCAGCAACUGCAGCAGCGGCUGCUGCAGCGGCGACAGCAGCAGCAGCAGCAACACCAGCAGCAGGAUUUGUUUCUUCUCCUUCGCGUGCCUCAAGGACGCUGCUGGAUUGAAAGCAUCCCCCCACCAGCUGCAGCAGCAGCAACAGCAGCAGCAGCAGCAGCAGCAACAGCAGCAGCAGCAACUGCUGGUGCAGCAGCAGCAUCAUGCGCUGAUGGGGAGGAAGACAAAGACACCCAUAACCAAGGAUUUAAAUCCUUACCAGUAAACAGCAGCAGCAGCAGCAGCAGCAACAGCAGCAGCAGCAGCAACAGCAGCAGCAGCAGCAGCAGCAGCAGCAGCGGAGGCCCAACAACAGGUGACGACAGUUUUACAUUUGCCAUCUGUAGUAGAGCCACAGACAGAGCAGAGUCUCCAUAG
This is a messenger RNA of Eimeria maxima, 933 nucleotides long. RefSeq lists its product as hypothetical. The record is from RefSeq and is a predicted model, not a curated record. The transcript has 2 exons. Lineage: Eukaryota; Apicomplexa; Conoidasida; Eucoccidiorida; Eimeriidae. Bases 1 to 933 code for a protein of 310 amino acids.